AUGAUAAUCAGAGAUAAAUAGAAAGAUAGAUAGAUACAUAAAUCAGUCAAUUAAUCAAUUUCUCAUUUCAAUUCAAAACAAAAAAAAUAUUUAAUUAAUUAAAGAGAAAUAAUCUCAAAAUAUUAAAUUAUGUUAGAUAGUAGUUUUAAAUUUGUUUUACUCAUUUUUUUAUCUCUUUGUAUUAAGUAUUGCUAAGUUUGCAAAUACGAUGAAUUCUAUUAAGGUAAAGGUGUGUGCAAUAAGUGUGAUUCUAGUUGUGUUUCUUGUUUUGGGGCAGAUAAAACUGACUGUUUUAAAUGCAAAGGCUAUAAGUAUUAAUAAAUGUGCUUAGAUAUUUGUCCAGCUGGAUAUUAUGAAGAUAAUUAAACAUAAAAUUGUGCUAUCUGUAAUAUACCAUUUUGUAAAUAAUGUAUAGACAAAAAUAAAUGUGAAGCUUGUGAAAAAGGUUUCUAACUUUCUAUAUCAAAAGUUGAAUGCGUUUUCUCUGUCAGCAAUUAAUCUAGAUAUGCAUACUUUAAUUAUACUACGAAUUAAAUAGUAGAAGUUGAAAAAUGUCCAGACAAUUUAGAGUAAAACGAAGAAUAACAUAUUUGUAAAUACCCUAAAAUAUGUUCACAAGAUAAUUAUAUAGGCGAAUUUAAUUCCAAUUGCUUUAAUCCAGAUGAAGGUAAAAUAACAAAAAAAUAAAUAAACAAAAAAAAUAUUUUAUUUAUUUUAUGUAAAUAUAAAUUUUUUAAUGAUUUCUCUUUGUAAAAAAUAGAAGGAUUAAAGGUGUAUACUUUAGAGUAUUAUUAAUUUUUCUACACAAAAAAAGAAGUUUAAUAAUUCUCCAGGGGAAGUUUAAAGUUCUUAUUCUACUUAUAAAAUCUAAACACAGAUAAAGACAUUUUAAAUAUAAUUGGAAUAUUUAAUAAUUUAUAUGUCAUCUAUGACAAAUCUAUUUUUGUUUAUUCCUUAGGUUAUAAUGAGCUUAUAUAAACUAUUGAUAUGCCAAAUAUAGUUCUAAAUACUAACUGUACUAAAAUAAUUAGUAAAGAUAUACUAGAAGAUGAUAUUACUCUACUGAUAACAUACUCAUCAUCUUUAUAAAAUAUUUAUGUCUUUGAUUUAAUGGAUAUGAAAAAUAUAAAGUUUCAAUUCGAGAUAGGAUAGAACAUAAUUGAAUUCUAUGUGAUACCUGAAACGAAUAGACUAAUUAUAUUUACUGAGUUUAGGGUUUUUACCUAUUCUUCCUUUUUAGAAUAGAAUGAACCUAUCGAUUAAUAAUAUAUUGAUGAACUAACUUAAGUGGACUGGAUUAAAUGCUUUUCUUUAAUCCCUACUUCAUAAGAUUAAUAGAUAUUAUUUAUUUUAUUGAAUGGUUUAAGUAUUUUUAUAUUUAACUCAAAUUCUUAUGCUUUAACUAGAGUAGCAGCUAAAAGUGAUUAUGGUUAUUUACUUGAGCAAUCCAAUUAAAUAGCUUUUGUUUACUAAAAUUAUUUGUAUUUUGUAGGUAUAAAAGACCUGAUUUUAAAUUGCUCUAAUGAAAUAGAUUGUUUGAAUUAAAAUAAAGAUUUAAUUUUAUUUAAAACCUAAAUCUUUUCUGAGGAAUUCUAUUUUGUAUCCGAGUUCAAUAAUCAUAUCUAUGUAUCAACUAAAAAUUCCUUUUAGCUUUCAGUAUAUGACAGAAAUUUCAAACUUAAUUCUAUUUUCUCAGAUAUUUAAAAGCCUAUUAAAAAUACAUUUUUUCAUAAUGAAUAAAUUUAAUCAGAAUAGUAAAAAAGCUUUUUGGUAAUUAGUUAUGACAAUAAUGCUUUGAUUCUUCAACCUGAUUAGGAGCCUAAGCAAUUAUUUAGCUUUUGUAAUGAAAAUAAUAUUGAGGUGUAAAGAAUAUAAGAGUAUGGAGGUGUUAAUAUAGAUUAAGAAAGACAUAUAUUAAUUAAUGUUGCAAUAAGUAUGAAAGGAAAUUUAAUAAUUUUAAUGAGUAAAAAUGGUUAGGCACUUUUUCAAAAAGAGCUUAAAGGUGAUGAAAUAAUAAAUGGUUUAAAAAUAAUACGAUAGAAUUUCAAAAUACUAAUUAAUUCAAGUAGCAGAUUAAUCAAAGUUUUCGGUCUUUUAAACAGCUAAGAACAAGAACUAAUAUUAACAAUACAUUAUUUUAACUUUCACAUAUCCCCAAAUUAUGAGGUUUAUUUCUAAGUGGAAAGAAUCGUUUCUGAUUAAAUAUUUUUAGCUAAAGAGAGCAGAGAAUCAAGCAGCUGCUUGUAUUUUUAGUUAGUAAACAAUUAAAAGAGUAAAUUAAUUACUUGUGAAUUGCAAAAUUUUAAAGAGAUAAAGGACAACAAUAAAUAUAUCGCUAUAUCUAUUUCUGAUGUUUAAAAUAAAUAAAGCAUGAUUAAAAUAAUUGAAAAAGAUAGUUUAUAGUUAUACAAGCAGAUAGAUAUUGAAAUCGAAGAAUUUAAUUUAGAGUUUUUAGAUACUUCAAAUAUACUUAUCAUUUCAUCUGGAAAAUUUGCCAAGUUUAACUUAGAAACUAUUGAAUAAAAUUAAAUUGAUUACACAUUAAAUUAAAUAACUGGCAGAAUAUUUAAAUAUCAGAUAGAAUAGUAAAAGACUUGGAUGAUUGUUUAAGAACUCAAGUAAAAAAUGUUUAUAUUUCACUUUAUUGACUUACUUUCUACAGCAGUUUAACAGAUCGAUAAUAAAAUUAUACCUUUGAUUGCUUUAGACGAUACAAAUUACGUUCCUUACCUCUCUGAUUUAAACUGCACAUUUUAGGUUUUUCCUUAAAGCCAAUACAAUGAAGGAAACUACUUUCAAAUAGUUGCAUCUAAAUAUUUAGGAAGUGAUGAAAUGGAAAUUUAUUCAAAUAGUAUUAUGACUUACAAGGUAGUUAGUAACAGUGAGAUAAAAUUAAUUGAUAAAAAAAGAAUUCAAUAGAAAGAUAGUGUUGAAAAUCAUUAAUUAAUAGAAGGUCCAUUUUCUUAAAACAAACUUCAAUUCUACAAUUAACUUAACAGUAAAGAAUAAAUAAGUGUUCUCUGCAGCUUUUAAUGUCAAUACACAGAAAAUAUAGAAAAGUAUUAGAUUUUAUAUAAAAAUUAGAAAAUUCCUUAUAUUAUUAAGCAAAUAUUUUCGGAUAGAAUAUUUUUAGAUGAUUAUUAUUAAAAUACUAUGUACUCUGAUAAGUGGCAGAUUUUAGCUAUCGAGGCUUACUAAAAUGCUGAUAAAUAGAUAUUAGCAAACAGAAGGAUAGAUUUAUUUAAAUAUCCUGAAAAGCAAAUCAUUUUUUCUUAUUCUAUUAAAGUACUUUGCGAGAUAUUUACAUAUUAAAUGGUAGGAAUAUAUGAUACUCUUAUUAUUUGUGAUAACAUGAAUAUAUUAGUUUAUAGUUUGCAAGAAAUUUCUUCGAAUUAUAAAAAAUAUUCUUAAGGAACAAAUUAAUAAAUUUUUCUCUUUCCUGAUUUUAUUCAUAGCUUUUAAAUGGAUUACCCAGAAAAAGCAGAUCAAUUUGCUUUUUUCUCGUAAGUAGAUCCUUAAAUCAUCUUAAACUUGUAUGGUGUUUAUGACUUUUUAGAGAACAAAUUUUAUGAGCAACGAGAACUAUUGAUUAAUGAUUAAAAUCAGUAAGAAAAGAAUUAUCUACUUGAAAGUAAAACACAUCUUUACUAUACUCUUAACUAAAAUGUUUACUUUUAUGAUAAAUAAAAAUAUAAGCAAUAAUUAAAUGCCAAUUUCUCUUAGGAUUUAGUAAAUUUUUCCUUUAACAAUAAGGGUGGAUAAUUAAAUUUAGAAAGAGAUUUCAUUAUAGAGAUACAUGUAAGUUUAAGUAGUGAAGAAAAUAUUGUUUUUAUUUAUGCUUUUAAAAAUGGUUAACUCUAUUACAUAAAUAUCGAUAAUGAUAGCUUAGACUUUUAAACUUAAUAAAUUAAUUUGUAAUAGUUUGAUUUUUAAAAUUUCAUUUUAAUCUGCCCAGGUCCUAAAGUUUAAUUUGCUCUUAUUGAUGAUAAUUUCAACCUUAUAGCUUAAAAAUCUAACCUAGAUACCCCUUGUAGAGCAUAGCUCCCUCAAUAAUUCAUUGGUAAUGUUAAAGGUAUUUAAAAUUUGAAUUUAAUCAUUGAUUAAGAGAGAGUUUAAUUGAUUUUUAUAUCUACUGAAUAAGUACUGAGUGUAUAUAACUUUUAAUGUGGUAAUUUAUGGUAAAAAAAUGAUAUAUUCAAUACCGUAUAAGCUAUAAUUGAAGACAAUCACACUCAAUAAAUUUAUAUUGCAGAUAGCUAUUUCAUAUAUGUGAUAAAAUAUCAAGAUUUGCUAAAAAAAGAAUAAGAGAGAAAUAUCAUCGCUGCUUAAUUUCAAUUGUAGGCUCGAAUUCAAGUCAAACUUUAAAAAUUGAAUGAUAAUUUAUUGGCAGCAUUAAGUGCUUCGAAAAUUCAUAUUUUUGAAGUUUAAAAAUCAUUUACUUUGAUGUUAUACAUAAAAAAUAAAGAUUUUGUUUAAAUUAAGCAAAUAUUUUUGAUAGAAUAGGAAUAUGUAGUUAUUUCGGAUGUAAAUAAAUUAUAUAUCUACAAAAUAUUAGCAGAUUAAACUGAAACAUAAAUAAAAACACUCACUAAAAGUGGUGGUUCCUAUUCAUCAUAUAGCUCUACUUCUUCUAAUACUCACAAUUAUAAAAGUAACUAAGGAGAUAAUUCUGAAUAUUACUCUCAAAAAAUAAUUAAUAGAAAAAUAGCAAUACCUAUCUAUGAUUAAGCUUACUUGUCUAUUUAGAUUUUAAAGGUAGAAACUUUUACUAACGAAGAUUCUGUUUUUAUCAGAAUAAUAGGUGCUGAUUUUAACAAUUUAAUUGAUAUAACUAGAUAAAUAAAAUUUAACUCUGAAUGGAACUCAAACUAUAAGGUUUUUGAAUCGAAAUAAUGUGUGGCUAAUUACGUAAUCUAAAAAAGUUAGUACUAAUAAUUAAUUUAAUAUGAUGAUAUUUAUUCUCAAAAUGAAGGGCUGUAUAACUAGAUUAAUUUUAGAUUUCCUUCUUAAAUUGUUGAAGAAGAAGACAAUUCAGAUGAGGAUUCUUUAAAAUCAAAAUAAUAAAACUAUCUAGUUAUUCCAAAUUCUUUGAAGUUUAAAACUAAAAUGUAUUCUUAUUUCGUUUAUGAUCUCUGCAAUAAUAACGUUUAUAUUCCUCCCUCAACAAUUAAGAGUUCAGUUAUAAAUAAAUUAAAGGUAAUGAAUGGGACUUUAUAGCAACAUAAUAGUGAAGAUAAUGAAAACAAUACUUCUGAGAUCAUUUAAUUUGUAUCUUUGAAAUACGUUCAUUUUGAAAAUAUUGAACUCAAAAAAAGUCUGUUUUUUGAUGAUUGUGAUUAAGUAAUACUUGAGAAUAUUUUAAUAAAUUCCGAAGAACAAAUUUUAAUCUAAUUUUAAAAUAUAUCGACAAUAUAUAUUAAAAAUUUAACAAUUCAUUAAUCCUUUCUAAGUUAUUAAUUUAUAUUUGUAGAAGCUUCUGGUUUUUUGAACAUAACAUAGCUUAAUGUUUAUGGAGAUGCUAAUAAUAAUUCAUUUAAAUAUCCUGACUAAGAAGAAAUUGAAAAUUAUGGGUGGAUAAGUUUAAUUUCAUGCUAAGAGGUUGUGAUUGCAGAUGUCAACUUUACUAAUGUAAAUAUUGCUAUUGAUCUAUUCUUUUUACAGGACAUCGAUCAGCUCUUACUCCAAAAUUUUUCAUUCUUAAAUUUAAAUUUAUAAUUUGAUUUCUAAGAAAAUGAUUCUAAUAAAAUAAAUGAAUAGCCAAAUAGCCAAAUAAACAAUUAAAAAAUAGUUAAUCUAACAGAUUCAAAUUAUCUUGAUUAAUACAUUAAUUUACCAACAAACUCUUAAUUAAUAACAUGCAUCUUCAGAAUUAUUUAUGUCAAAACUUAAUUGAAGAUAAUGAACAUAUUUUUAGAAAAGAGUAAUGUAUCUAUGCUAAUACACUUUAAUAAAACUAUAACAAUAGAUUAUUCUGCCAAUUAAAAAUUUUCAUAAUUGAACGAAUCAAACAAGCUCCAAAUUCAAAUAUUUAAUAUCACAUCUUAUCAAUUGGAGUAAGUAUAGCCUUAUGUAUGCCAUUUCAGUGAUUAUAUUUUUAUUGAAGCUCAAAAUAUAACCAUUUAAGAUUUAAAUAUUUACCAGGCAAAGUGUUUUUAGUCAAUAAUUCGUUGUUAAAAUGCUAAUGCAGUUAAAAUUAUCAAUUCCAAUAUUAUUUUAGCAGAUAAUAUUAACUUUUUAUUUUAUUUCUCUUAAAAUUAAAAUUUAACUGUUGAAAACGCAACUAUCUAACAAAACAACUAAUUGCAUCAUUUUUUCGGUAUCGUUUAAUGUUAAAAUUCUUUAUUGAAAAAUAUUUCAGUUUAUCCCUACGUCUUAAAAAAUUAUCAAUAAUAAUAAAAAAUUUUUAUUUCUAAAAUUAUUAAUACUGCUAUACUUAUUUAUGGAAAAUAAGAUGCAAAUAACUUAGUUAUAAUCUAAGAUUCAUUAAUUUAAUACCUUAAAAGCAGCAGUAGCAAUGGAACAGCAAUUUAAAUUUACCAAGCUUCUCUUAGAUUUUCAAAUGUUAAAUUAAGUAAAAAUUCAGCUGGUUUAAAUGGAGGUGCGAUAUAUUCUAAAUCUUCAUCUAUCACAUUAUCUAAAACAAUCAUAGAAUACAAUAACGCUACAUUUUCAGGUGGGGCUAUUUUUUCAAUAAAUACGACUAUUCAAAUAAUAGAAGAAAAUGCAAUUAAUUCAACUGAGAAGACACUAAUAUAAUAUAAUUAUGCUGCCAUAGGAGGUGGAAUACGCUAUUUCAAGUAAACAAUAGACUAGGUAAAAGGUAGUUUUAAAAAUAACAAGGCUAUUUUUUUUGGUUAAGAUUACACAAAUUUUCCAUAAAGGUUAAUGAUUGUAAACUCCUAAAAUAGUAAUGAGGUAGAUGACGUUGUUUCAAGUAUCUCGUAUAUUUAAUAAGAAAUUUAAUUUUUUUGGCUGGAUGAACAAAAUUAGAAACUGAAUUAUUUAUCUAAAGAGAUAGAUUUAACAAACACAAAAUACUAAAUAUUGCAAAGAGAGUUAAUUCAAUAUUCUACGCUUAUGAUGUCUUCAGAAAAAAUAUAAAUCAACAGGAGUAAAAAAGAGUUAGAAAUCGUAGGAGAAAUUUUUCGAAGCAAUGAUGGCUUUCAGUACAUACUUACAAAAUUAAGUUACUUAUUAAGGCCAAAGGAGUAAGCCGAAAUUAAAGUUAGAACUAUGAUAAAUUUUCCAGGAGAUGAGGGAAAGAGAUAAGAUUAGAAGGAGAUAACAAUAACCAUCUAAUUCCGAGAAUGCAUAUCGGGUGAAGUCUUUAAUUCCUUUGAUCGUUAAAUCUAUGAGUGCCUUGAAUGUAAAGAUAAUACAUUUUCUCUAGUAAAACCAAGUUCUUUUACGCAAAAAUGUUUAAUGUGUCCUGAUAUUGCAAAAAAAUGCUAUAAAAAUGUUAUCGAAAUCAAAGAAGGAUAUUGGAUUGAGCCAAAUACUACAAACAUUUAUUACUGCUUUAACAAUCCUAAUAAGUGUCAGCCUAGAGAAAUAAAUGGUUGUAGCUAAGGUGGAUUUGGCCCUCGCUGUGAGAGUUGUGAUUAUCAGGGAGAAAUUUGGAAAGGCCAAGGUUACACGAAAUAUCGAGAUUAUGAAUGUUAGGAAUGUGGUGAUGAUUAGAAUUUAAGAUUAGUUUUGGUUUCACUUUUUAUUGUCUUGUUUCCAUUUUUUUUCACAUAUCUAGCUCAUUAAGUUACCUUUGAGGCUGAAGCAACUCUGAAAGCAUAUUACCUAAAGAGAGCAGGUAUAAUUAAUUUAGGGCUCUCAAUAGAUGAUGUGAGUUUUAGCAUUUUAGCUAAAUUUAUUAUAAAUUACAUUUAGAUCAUAUAAAUAGUUCUAUAUUUUAACUUUAGACUUCCAGAUAUAUUAGAAGUAAUAAUCUAUUUUCUAGGCAAUCCUUUAUAAAUAAGCUAAUAUUUCUUGGACUGCUUUUUUAUAAAAAAUGGUUGGACGAAUUACAUUGAAAUAAUCUACAUUAGGCUUCUAUGGUUAAUAAUUAAUACACUUCUUUACAUAAUCUUUUCUAAUAUAAUAGCCUACUUUGUUGCACACUUAAAAUAUAAAAAAUCUUAUUACACGAAGGACGCUAUCAAAAGAUUUGUUAGAAACUGUAUGUACUAUCUCUAUUUUAUGAUAUUUCCAAGUCUCCUUUCUUAGCUAAUAACCAUUUUAUCCUGUGAACAGAUAGGCACAUAAAAAUAUGUUUAUUCAGACAAUUAGUUUUUAUGCUAUUCUGAUCAGCAUUUAUAUAUAGGAUUUCCUAUCGCUGCUCCUUUAAUAUUCUUACUCUUAGUUAAAUUUCCUAUUUACAUUUUAUUUGAGCUCAAAGCAAAUAAAAAUAAUUUUUAUAAGAUUUCUUUUUACUUGAGACAAAGGUUUUUCUUUUCUGAAUACAAAUCACAGUAUUAUUAUUGGGAAUUAGUCAAAAUUAUAUAAAAAGGGUUAUUAUUCUUAGCAUUAAGUGUUUACAAUGAAAGUCAAAUAACAAAAGGAGCAUUAUUAAGCGUAAUAAUGAUAAUUUAUAUCAGAAAAUAGCAUUUAUCAAAUCCAUAUAAGAGACUCUUUUUAAAUUAACUAGAUUAAGCAGCUAGUUUUAUCUAAUUAAUAUGCAUAUAAUUAGGAAUGAUUUAUAUUACCACUGAUGAUGAAGAUAUUUAAAAACUAAUGUUUGCCUCAUUUAUACUUUUGAAUACUCUUUUUUUUAUCUUUUUCAUCAUUGCUCUGUUUAAAGAAAAGUUUUCAUAUAACAAAGACAUGCUUAUUUAUCCAUGCAUUUAGAGAAUAAUUUAGAAGAUCCCGUUCACAUAAAAAUAUUUACAUACACCAAGGAAUGCAUACAUGUCGCAUAAAGGUUGGAAAAAAGUUUAAAUGACUGUAAGAAAAAUAGGUUACUAAACAUUAGCACUUUACUUCAUAGAUUCUAAAAUGGUAUAAUUUUCCAAGAAUAUUUUUAAAAGGGAUAAAAAUUCUUCUCAAACGCCACCUUUUGUUUAAUCUGUAAAAUAAAUAAAGCCUCAAUAAAAUAAUGAAAUCAUAAAUCUUUAGAAUAGCAAAAGCAAAUGUUCUAAAAAAAGUUUAUUCUAUGAAACACAAUCCAAAGAAGAUAUUAAAAAUAUAACCUCUUUAAUAAUAUCUUCUGAUUAAUAGUUGUAAUCAAUAAAUUCAGUAAAACUGUCUAAACCUAUAAAAAUUCCAAAUGAAGACUGCCUUCCAUCUGAAAUGAUGCUAGACAAAAAACUUAAUUCUGAAUAAACUAUUCAAAAAUUACCAGAAACAAAAAAUUUUAAAUGUAUGAAAACAAAUAUUAAUAGUAUGUGA
Molecule: messenger RNA, 9378 nt
Organism: Tetrahymena thermophila SB210
Lineage: Eukaryota; Ciliophora; Oligohymenophorea; Hymenostomatida; Tetrahymenidae
Product: transmembrane protein, putative
Exons: 8
Source: RefSeq, a predicted model, not a curated record